This is a messenger RNA of Nestor notabilis (Kea), 807 nucleotides long. RefSeq names its product phosphatidylinositol glycan anchor biosynthesis, class M (gene PIGM). Gene Ontology annotation, cellular component: glycosylphosphatidylinositol-mannosyltransferase I complex; membrane. The transcript has a single exon. The record is from RefSeq and is a predicted model, not a curated record. The annotation marks the transcript as partial. Gene Ontology annotation, molecular function: alpha-1,4-mannosyltransferase activity; GPI mannosyltransferase activity. Lineage: Eukaryota; Metazoa; Chordata; Aves; Psittaciformes; Psittacidae. Gene Ontology annotation, biological process: GPI anchor biosynthetic process.
UUGGUGGAGGGGGGCAGCGUAGGGAAGGCCGCGGUCUGCUAUGGGCUGGCCGUGCAUAUGAAGAUAUACCCGCUGACCUACGCGCUGCCCAUAGCGCUCCGCCUGCAGAGCAAACCGUGUGGUGGGGAAAGGGCAGGGGGUGGCAGAAACCCGAAGUUUGCAUUCGUAGCGUAUGCCUGGCGGCUUUUUGUGAAGGUACUGAACCGCGAUGUGCUGCGUUUUGGGGCGAUUGCUGGAUCUGUGCUGGCUUCCUUGACUUUUGCAUUUUACCACCUCUAUGGCUGGGAGUUUUGGGAGCAUGCCUACCUCUACCACUUGACCAGGAGGGAUAUCCGUCAUAACUUCUCUCCCUACUUCUACAUGUUGUACUUAACUGCAGAGAGCAAAUGGAGUUUUGCCCUCGGACUCGCAGCUUUCCUGCCUCAGCUGCUUUUGCUCCUGGUUGUGUCCAUAGCGUUUUACAGAGACCUUGCCUUCUGUUGUUUCCUUCACACUGCAAUUUUUGUGACUUUCAACAAAGUGUGCACGUCCCAGUACUUUGUCUGGUAUCUCUGCCUUUUGCCCCUCAUAAUGCCUAGUAUUAAGAUGUCCUGGCGUCGUAGUGUGAUGCUUCUCUUUCUGUGGCUUGUUGGACAAGGCCUGUGGCUUGCUCCUGCAUAUUUUCUGGAGUUCAAAGGCUAUAACACUUUUUUACUUAUAUGGUUGGCAGGCUUGCUUUUUCUUCUUAUUAAUAGCUUCAUAAUUGUUCAGAUUAUUUCACAUUAUCAAAAAGAAGCACAUGUUGCAAAGAAACUCAAACAGUGGUAA